Rhodotorula graminis WP1 is the source of this 1599-nucleotide messenger RNA. RefSeq lists its product as uncharacterized. Gene Ontology annotation, biological process: NLS-bearing protein import into nucleus. Gene Ontology annotation, molecular function: protein binding; nuclear import signal receptor activity. Gene Ontology annotation, cellular component: cytoplasm; nucleoplasm; nucleus. The transcript has 8 exons. Bases 13 to 1599 code for a protein of 528 amino acids. The record is from RefSeq and is a predicted model, not a curated record. Lineage: Eukaryota; Fungi; Basidiomycota; Microbotryomycetes; Sporidiobolales; Sporidiobolaceae.
CUCCUCGCAACCAUGGAAAGGCAACAGGCUUCGCGUCGCGCUCAGUUCAAGAACAAGGGCAUCUUUGGCACGGAAGAGCUCCGCAGGCGCCGCGAGGAGGCCCAGGUCGAGAUCCGCAAGCAGAAGCGCGAGGAGACGAUCGCCAAGCGCCGCAACCUCAACGCCUCGAGCGGGCCCGACUCGGAUGAUGAGGAGGGUCCCGAUUCGUCGUUCCUCGACCAGCUUCCGGCCAUGAUCCAGGGCGUCUUCUCGGACCAGCCCGACCAGCAGCUCGACGCGACGAUGAAGUUCCGCAAGCUCUUGUCCAAGGAGCGCAACCCGCCCAUCGAGAAGGUCAUCGAGUGCGGCGUCGUCGCGCGCUUUGUCGAGUUCCUCCGCAGCAGCCACUCUAUGAUCCAGUUCGAGGCGGCGUGGGCCCUCACCAACAUCGCCUCGGGCACGUCCGAGCACACGCAGGUCGUCAUCGAGUCGGGCGCGGUCCCCGUCUUCAUCGAGCUCCUGUCGUCGCCGGUCCUCGACGUGCGCGAGCAGGCCGUGUGGGGCCUCGGCAACAUUGCCGGCGACUCGCCCAAGUGCCGCGACUACGUCCUCGAGCAGCAAGCCCUGCGCCCGCUCCUCGCCCUCCUCAACGAGCCGCACAAGAUGUCGAUGCUGCGCAACGCGACGUGGACCCUGUCCAACUUUUGCCGCGGCAAGAACCCGCAGCCGAGCUGGGAGCUCAUCUCGCCCGCCCUGUCGGUCCUCACCAAGCUCAUCUACUCGCUCGACGACGAGGUCCUGAUCGACGCGUGCUGGGCCAUCUCGUACCUGUCGGACGGCUCGUCGGACAAGAUCCAGGCCGUCAUCGAGUCGGGCGUCGUGCGCCGCCUCGUCGACCUCCUCAUGCACCACUCGACGGCCGUCCAGACGCCCGCCCUGCGCAGCGUCGGCAACAUUGUCACGGGCGACGACCUCCAGACCCAGGUCGUCCUCGCAUCGGGCGCGCUCCCGGCCCUCCUCGCCCUCCUGUCGUCGCCCAAGGAGGGCAUCCGCAAGGAGGCGUGCUGGACCGUGUCCAACAUCACGGCCGGCAGCCCGCAGCAGAUCCAGGCCGUCAUCGACGCCAACAUCAUCCCGCCCCUGCUCAACAUUCUCCAGAACGCCGACUUCAAGACCAAGAAGGAGGCGUGCUGGGCCCUGUCGAACGCGACCUCGGGCGGCCUCCAGGAGCCGAGCCAGAUCCGGUACCUCGUGUCGCAGGGCUGCAUCAAGCCCCUGUGCGACCUCCUGCAGUCGACCGACAACAAGAUCAUCCAGGUCGCGCUCGACGGCCUCGAGAACAUCCUCAAGGUCGGCGAGGCCGACAAGGAGCACAACAACGGCGUCAACCAGUACGCCCUCUUUGUCGAGGAGGCCGGCGGCAUGCUCGCCAUCCACAACCUCCAGCACCACGAGAACCUCGAGAUCUACCGCAAGUCGUUCUCCAUCAUGGACACCUUCUUCCCCGACGAGGGCGACGAGGCCGGCAUCGAGGGCGUCGAGGUCGACGAGUCGGGCGCGUUCGCCGUCAGCGGCGUCCAGGCGCCGACGGGCGGCUUCUCCUUCGGCCAGAUGCAGUAG